CACAGUAGGGUGAAUAAAGCGUCUGUAUACUUAUCCAGGUUAUUGGUCGCAGCCCUGAUCACUUCCCAGUCUGUGGUCUUCAUACAGAUGUACCUCAGAGGAACUUUGCUAUUUGCGGGCAACGUUUUCUCUGAGCAUGGCUGCUUUAUCAGGAGUCUGGAGAAGCAAAUUUCCAAAAGUAGGCGAGACCACAGGUCUGGUCUGACCCUCUCUGCUUAGUGAUGCUGUCCCCACCAUGCAGCUGUGCAGGCUACAGAGAGGAACCAACCCGCCAACAGCGACAUUUAAAUUACACAUGGAUUGGUGGGAAACUGACACACAAUACUACAGCUUACCAACAUUUUCUUUUCUCUUGCUACAGCAUUGCCUUGCCUGAACGUUUUCAAACGUGUGCUCUAAACAAACUCCAUGGUGUUACAACGCCAUCUGCUGGCUGUUGGGGCUCGUUGCAAUUGGAGUUUUUAACUUGAAAUGUACACAUUUUAAAUGCGUAGGGAAAUACUUUUGGGUUUUAAUAAAUCAGUGUGAAAUCUGUGGAUCUCUAGUCGACACACUUGAAGAGCACUUAGGUCAGGCAAAAAUAACAGCUAUUUUUUAAGACAUCAUAGAAUGUAUAGUUCUUGUACAGUACUUCAAGCAAACAAAUGUAUUCUGCAUUAAUUUAAACCAGCACUUUACUAAUGCUGGCCAUGAAGACCAUCAUUCAUUUCUCAUCAGGGACUCACCUGAGCCACCUACCACUUAACUUUCAACAUCCAUGAUACCAAGAACAACUUAAAAAUGACUUUACUGAGCAGCUUCUCAAUGUAAUCAGACUGUAGUGCUGCAGAGGUCUCUGGUUCAAAUCCCAAUGACACCUUUCAAAUGUUUGCAGAUCAGCUCAGUUAAAAUUUCUUCAAGUGCCAAAACACUGGCAUGUGGAUUGCUUAGUGUUUACAGUGUUGUAUAGUGUUCCCAUAUAAACACUAUUUUAUUUGGGAGCUGAGUUGUGUAACUGAUGCAUUAUGUCAUUGUGCAAGGCAUCAUUUGCUCUGUCACAGGAAGUCUGUUGACAGGAGAUAUGAAGUAGAAGCUGGUCCUUGGGUGCACCUGAGUUCUAUAUUGUUGUCUGCCUCCAAGUCAGCUUUUAAUGAAUAUGUAUCCAGCUUUUAAUUAGACGAUGGCAAGAACUGCCUGGACCGAGGCGGUUGUCCACCGCUGUCUGGCGUCAUGACGACAUUGUGUCUUCCCCCAGUCAUCGGACACGUUUGCAGAUUACUCAACCUGUGGACUCACAUGACACAUGUCAUCCUGUUGUCAGCAUGAUGAAAACAAUAGUUGUCACAUUCGUGCAUCUGCUUCCCCAUUAUGUCCCACAUUUCACAUGUACAGUUCCAAUAAGUGUCAGACAUUAUGCGAACCUAGUGCAGCAGGUGUGCAGGUGUGCGCACGUGCGCACAGGUGCUCGGCGCAACGUCACAGCUACGCAUUAAAGGCAGACUUGACAUUAAAGAGUGACGUAUGACGCUUGCUGCUUUGAUGUGGACUGUGCUUUGGCGCCAUCUGACGGAUAUAUGUGCAGCACAAGCGCCCCAGGCAUUUCAGUCUGUCGGAAGAGCCGGACCCGUUUGGAUGCACCGCCAAAAGGAGGACUUUUAACCCACACCGAACAAUCGAAACAAGGAUUAAAAAAGCCGACGUCGGACUUGGCGACGACUUUGGAUGACUCUGUUCACAGAGCAAUUUUUCCCGAGUGAUUUUUGAAUCCUGACGACGGUUACACAGCGAAGAUGAACGCUUCAACAGGGAUCCGAAAGCCGCCUCUGGCCCCUAAACCAAAGGUUGUCCCGCCUCUUAAGCCGGGGUUUCCUCCCGUAAUGCAGAGAAGAGAAGGCCUCUCAGAGCAAAGACCUGGUUCACCUGAGAAGGUUAAACCAGCUCUGGCCCUGAAACCGUGUCUUGCCAAGCUGGCUGCCCUAGGAUGCCAUAGUCCUGUCACUCCGAAGAGUCUCCACCUACUUGCAGUGACUCCUAAGACUGCGGGGAUCCUCAACUCCCAAAAUAGAACGCAACAGGAAAACAAAAGGCCAAACUGGGAUUAUAUCAUUCCGAUAUGUCUUUGUAGCAACCCAAAUUGCAUGUGCAUCUGGAGUGCGCACUCGAUCCACCUUGACAAGAAGGUUAAGGACUUCAAAUCAGAUCCACAGGUCAAAGACAGAGACUGUAGGAUAUCAAGCACAGAUGUGGAAGCUGGUGACAAGAAUGCUGAGAACCAUGAAGAGAAGACAACUUCAGCAAGCAGCCACACAACAAACCAUCAGCCUCCUCACAGCCACAACUUCAAGACAAACAUUGAUACCUCAAGAACCAUUCAUUUCACUGCCUCUUCUCCUCAAGGUGUGUCCAACUGUGCCAGGACUGCAAAAGUGCCACAAGAAGAUGCUUGUAUUCCUGCGCUGGCAGCCAUUCUUCCUGAGCCCAAAUUUGCCUCCACAGCCCUAGAGAAACCUGGUCCCUCACCAUCGACACCAAAGAAGACCUUGUUGACCAGUCAACAGGAGGCUGUGGAACAGAAAGAGUUGGUGAGUCAGAGCGGAGAGUGGAAGAAAGGAGAGACAGAAAGUGUAUCCUCAUCUGACAGCGAAUGGAGGCUAUCACAAUUUUUGUCUGCCAAAACAUCGUCUCCACCACCUAAGAAAAAGUUGUUCCUGUCCACGCCUGAGCAGAUGCCUGCCUCUGCUAUCCCAGCUGACGUGGUGGAAGAAGACCUGGGCUGGGACUGUAACCCAUACGAGAUGGAGGUGUCAGUGGAUGCAGAGGAAGUGUUUAGUGAAGAAAAGGAAGGAUAUUACGAGCUUGGGUGUUCUUCUUCCAGUGGUUUGACACUGGAGUUCAACCUGCCGUCUGCAGAAAGGGGGGACGUGAAGGCAGUGCUGAAGGAGCCUCAGAGAUGUAGCAGCCCGAUGGCAUGGCGCCUGCAGACCAAACAGAAAGACCAACAACAAGGGAGAGCGAAGAUGCACCUGGAUGGUAUUUUCCAGGAGAGGGUGAGGGGACUGUCUUUUCCUCCAUGUGAGGAAACAAGAGUGUAUGAAGAUCCAGGACCUGGUAAACGCUCUCGCUUCCACUUUGCUAAGAGGAGACCCAAGUCGUUUUCUGGUGCUGACUUGACAAAGACAGGACAAAGAGCAACUACUUUCAGAAAGCUGCUGGACCUAAGAUUGUCACUGCUGCCGAGGUUUCGGAGCAAAGCUGUCCACAAGAUGCCAGUGAGCCACCCUGCUGGUCAUGAUCGGCCCUGCAGCUCACCUGAGCAACUCAGAUCUGAGCGCAAAUACUCCUGCCCCCUCGUUGGAGUGGAACAAAGUGUUGAUGGAGAUGAAUUCUCCUUCUCUACUGAGCCAAGCCACAGCUAUGAGAACGUGGCUGUUUAUGAAGAGAUACGGGACUAUGACCUCAUGACUGGUGGGAUGAAGGAUAGCUCACAUUCACCCCCACUGACGGCAGCCUGGCUAAGGAGGACGGAGGAUGACGAUGAAGGCAUUUAUGAGGAGCCAGAGCCGUCCAUGUCGCUACAGGAGACCUCUGCCAACCAGCACCUAGAUGAGCCUUUUGACAGAAAAUCUGCUGAGCUUGCAGUUGGACAUGGAGGUCCAUCAGAUGACGACACCAUCGAGCAAACCUCAGAUGAAGGAGACGAUAGCAGCUCUUUUUCCAGUUCAGAGCGGACUCCGACACCGGACAGACCAAAGAAGAAUAAGAUCCAACACAUCGUCACCGAAAUCAUGAGCUCAGAAGCUGUGUUCGUCGAUGUCCUGAAGCUACUUCAUGUAGACUUCCGCGACGCAGUCUCCAGAGCCUCGCAGCAAAGUGGCAAGCCAGUGAUCGAGGAUCGCCUGCUCAAUCAGAUCUUGUACUCGCUUCCUCAGCUCUACGAGCUGAACCAGGAUCUACUCCGAGAGCUGGAGAGCCGAGUGGCCGCAUGGGAUGAGAAUUCCCAGCUGGCCGACAUCUUCCUGCAGAAAGGACCUUACCUGAAAAUGUACUCGACUUACAUCCAAGAGUUUGAAAAGAAUGUGGCUCUACUGGAGGAGCAGACUGGAAAGAACAAGGCAUUCGGAGCUGUGGUGCGAGGAUUUGAGGCCAGUCCACGGUGUGCCAGCUUCGCUUUGAAACACUACCUCCUCAAACCAGUGCAGAGGAUUCCGCAAUACCAGCUGCUUCUCAGAGAGUAUUUAAAAAACCUACCUCCAGACUCUGUUGAGCACAAGAACGCAGAAGCGGCUCUGCAAGUCGUCAAGAAUGUAGCAGACCAUGCCAAUGACAUCAUGAAACAAGGGGAUAACUUCCAGAAGAUGAUCCAGGUGCAGUGCAGCCUCACAGGUGGUCAUGUGAUCCUCGAGCCGGGCCGGCUCUUUGUCAAAGAGGGCACCCUGAAGAAACUGUCCCGCAAAGGCAUGCAGCCCCGAACGCUCUUCCUGUUCAACGACACCCUGCUGUAUACUACUCCAGCUAAGUUGGGCCAGUACAGACUGAACAAGGUGCUGUCCCUGGCUGGGAUGAAGGUCAGCAAGCCCAGUCAGGAGGCCUAUCAGAACGAGCUGAUUAUCGAGAGUGUGGAGCGCUCCUUCAUUUUCUCAGCCAGCUCAGCAGCGGAGCGGGAUGAGUGGCUGGAGACCAUUUCCACAGCCAUCAGCGAGUACACCAAGAGGAAGAUCACUUUCAUCACCGGGAAGAUUUCAGAGGAGGUGGAAUUUGGAGAGAAUGACAAUGGAUGUGCGCUGGGUUCCAAAGCUCCAAUAUGGAUCCCGGAUAUCCGUGCCACCAUGUGCAUGAUCUGCACUUGUGAGUUCACCCUGAUGUGGAGGAGGCACCACUGUAGAGCCUGUGGAAAGGUGGUGUGUAAGUCCUGCUCCUCCAACAAGCACUGUCUGGAGUAUAUGAAGAACCAGGCGGCAAGAGUGUGUGACCGCUGUUUCAUUGCUCUGAAUCAGCCAAAAUGUGAGGCAUGUGUGUCUCCUGUCUCUCCAAGCAAGGCCGCCUUUACAUUCAGGAGGCAGAAGAAGAUCCCCGCGGCCCUCAAAGAGACAACAGGGAACAUUUGUGUCGGCAAACACAGGCAACUCCUCCAUCAGUGGAUAUCUUCUGAGGUCAAAGGGCAACAAGAAGCAGUGGAAGCGGUUGUGGUUUGUCAUCAAAGACAAAGUCCUGUACACGUACGCCGCCAGCGAGGACGUUGCAGCUUUGGAGAGCCAGCCUCUUUUGGGCUUCAGCUUGAAGGAAGACCCUGCUCAGGAGUUCGGGUUCAGACUCUACCACAAAGACACGCUUUUCUACUCAUUUAAAGUUGAGGACCAGCAAAUUGCUCAGAGGUGGAUUGAGGCCUUCAAAGAGUCUACGGUGCUUUAAUGGGAUUUUUUUUACACCUUUUUUUUACCUCAUUUUUGUUGAGUACAUUAACAAAUGGACUGACGAGCUCUAUAUAUUAAAAGUGCAUAGUGAAAUGUUCUGUCUGAUGUAAUAAUACUGUGAAUUUUUCUGACUGUGUUACUUGAGUUAAUUUUGUAUAUUGUUUUACCUUUUGGUAUGACUUUCCAUGGACGUUGUUAAAGAAAAUAUUUGUAAGGAUUUAGCACCUUCAUUGACGAUGCACUUUGUUUUGUAAGAUUUUUGCUAGUUUUUGCUAAGCUAGUUUGUGAACACAUUUUGCACAGCUUAAAUAUUUGUAUGCUGGUCGUGCUACACAUGUAUAUAGAGAAUGUGACCUGUGGUUUCAUUUAUUUUCCUUUAAAUACGCACUGUUCUUAGCAAUAAAGAAGUUUAUUACUACUAUUUGAACUAAAGAUUGGUGUUUUCUGGUAUUAUUGUUAAAGCUGAGCGGUAUGGUAGCUGUCAGAUUCCCAUGUCAUAUGAAGCUAGAGACAUUAUUGUACACUGGAUUAAUUCUGCUGUUUACUU
Molecule: messenger RNA, 5937 nt
Organism: Synchiropus splendidus (mandarinfish)
Lineage: Eukaryota; Metazoa; Chordata; Actinopteri; Syngnathiformes; Callionymidae
Product: FYVE, RhoGEF and PH domain-containing protein 6-like
Exons: 24
Coding region: 1770-5324 (1184 amino acids)
Cellular component (GO): cytoplasm
Molecular function (GO): guanyl-nucleotide exchange factor activity; metal ion binding
Source: RefSeq, a predicted model, not a curated record